AUGAUGGGCUCCGUGCUCCCGGCGGAGGCCCUGGUGCUCAAGACGGGGCUGAAGGCGCCGGGGCUGACGCUGGCGGAGGUCAUCACCUCCGACAUCCUGCACAGCUUCCUGUACGGCCGCUGGCGCAACGUGCUGGGCGAGCAGCUCUUCGAGGACAAGGGCCACCACGCCAGCCCCAAGACGGCCUUCACCGCCGAGGUCCUGGCGCAGUCCUUCUCCGGCGAGGUGCAGAAGCUGUCCAGUCUGGUGCUGCCGGCCGAAGUGAUCAUCGCGCAGAGCUCCAUCCCCGGCGAGGGCCUCGGCAUCUUCUCCAAGACGUGGAUCAAGGCGGGCACGGAGAUGGGCCCCUUCACCGGGCGCGUGCUGGCUCCCGAGCACGUGGACAUCUGCAAAAACAACAACCUCAUGUGGGAGGUGUUCAAUGAGGAUGGCACCGUGCGCUACUUCAUUGACGCAAGCCAGGAGGACCACCGGAGCUGGAUGACCUACAUCAAGUGCGCCCGGAAUGAGCAGGAACAGAACCUAGAGGUGGUCCAGAUUGGCACCAGCAUCUUCUACAAGGCCAUUGAGAUGAUCCCCCCGGACCAGGAGCUGCUGGUGUGGUAUGGGAACUCCCACAACACCUUCCUGGGCAUCCCCGGGGUGCCCGGGCUGGAGGAGGAGCAGAAGAAGAACAAGCACGAGGACUUCCACCCGGCGGACUCCGCAGCCGGCACCGCGGGCCGCAUGCGCUGCGUCAUUUGCCACCGCGGCUUCAACUCCCGCAGCAACCUGCGCUCGCACAUGCGCAUCCACACGCUGGACAAGCCCUUCGUGUGCCGCUUCUGCAACCGCCGCUUCAGCCAGUCGUCCACGCUGCGCAACCACGUGCGCCUGCACACGGGCGAGCGCCCCUACAAGUGCCAGGUGUGCCAGAGCGCCUACUCGCAGCUGGCCGGCCUGCGCGCGCACCAGAAGAGCGCGCGCCACCGGCCGCCCAGCGCCGCGCUGCAGGCGCACUCGCCCGCGCUGCCCGCGCCGCACGCGCACGCACCCGCCCUGGCCGCCGCCGCCGCCGCAGCCGCCGCCGCCGCCGCCGCGCACCACCUGCCGGCCAUGGUGCUGUGA
This is a messenger RNA of Lepus europaeus (European hare), 1107 nucleotides long. It is a transcript of the gene PRDM12, whose product is annotated as PR/SET domain 12. Gene Ontology annotation, cellular component: nucleus. Gene Ontology annotation, biological process: neurogenesis. NCBI's taxonomy places the organism in Eukaryota, Metazoa, Chordata, Mammalia, Lagomorpha, Leporidae. Gene Ontology annotation, molecular function: histone methyltransferase binding. The record is from RefSeq and is a predicted model, not a curated record. The coding region runs from base 1 to 1107 and encodes 368 amino acids. The transcript is spliced from 5 exons.